Messenger RNA from Pogoniulus pusillus (Red-fronted tinkerbird), 267 nucleotides. RefSeq names its product keratin-associated protein 5-2-like. Lineage: Eukaryota; Metazoa; Chordata; Aves; Piciformes; Lybiidae. The record is from RefSeq and is a predicted model, not a curated record. The transcript has a single exon. The coding region runs from base 1 to 267 and encodes 88 amino acids.
AUGCCCAACGGCUGCUGCGGUGGCUCCAACAGCUACGCUGUCUGUUGCUACAGCACCAAGAAGUCCUGCUGCAAGAAGCCAAUGUGCUGUGCACCCAUGCAGUGCUGCUGCCCCACCACCUGCUGCAUGCCUUCCCAGUGCUGCAUGCCCUCCCAGUGCUGCUGCCCCACCACCUGCUGCAUGCCCCAGACCUGCUGCUACAUCAUGAGUGGCAACAACAACAACAGCUGCUGUGGUGGCAACGGAGGCUGCUGCGGUGGCAACUAA